Messenger RNA from Protopolystoma xenopodis, 822 nucleotides. The record is from the annotation of a GenBank genome assembly. NCBI's taxonomy places the organism in Eukaryota, Metazoa, Platyhelminthes, Monogenea, Polystomatidea, Polystomatidae.
UUGCUAGCUGCCGAAGAAAAUACAUAUUCGGUGCACAAUGAAAUCGAUGCUCACAAGGACCCGAGCUCAGAUCCGGGAGACGCCAAAGUGAUAGUGGAUCGAGGCUUGGAAUGUCGCCUACAGACUGAUGAACUUCUACUCUGUCCAGCGAGGCUUGAAUCCGAUCUGCUGGGAUUCGAUUCUCUUGACCACCUUGGAGCUGAAGUCUCAACAAAACUAGGAAAUAAGCUCUUUAUUGAAGGACAGUCUAGCGACUCUUCAGUCGGCUGGCCGGGGUCUUUGCUGCCAGCCACAUCUCCUCCGUAUCCGGCAGACGUGGCCUCGGCACGGGUUCCAAGUUGCCCAGCCUCCCGGCCUUUAUCGCCGAAAGGUCCUUUGGUGAAACCGAAGCCGUUGCGUCCGCCCUCGGAGGCGCGAACAACCACGAGCCCUGUUCACCCAAAACGAGGUCCCCUUCCACCAGUGCCCGGUAAACCGGACCCCCGUUCAACAAGGCCAGUUCUCUUCAGCCCCGUUCACUGCCAGGCCUCCCGCCUCGAAGAAGUUGGAAUAAAACAGCCUGGUUCAGAAGAAUCCACCUCCAUCAUCAUGUCCGAGCCCGAACAGUCUUCUUCAACAAUCGAAUGUUUGGUCGGCACAUCCCUGCCACCUACAGCUUCACACACGUCGAGCAGACAGACGCAGAAAUGUGCCAAAUUAAUUAGCCCCUUAGGCUCCUUUGAAAUGAGCUCUUCGUUAUUCUCUCCAGAGGCAGAGAGUCUGGAGGCACCAGAGCCAGACCAAAGUGAUGAAUCUAAACAUAUGCGAAGCGAUAUUGUGUGA